Thalassophryne amazonica is the source of this 8418-nucleotide messenger RNA. It is a transcript of the gene znf292b, whose product is annotated as zinc finger protein 292b. The transcript has 8 exons. The coding region runs from base 80 to 7873 and encodes 2597 amino acids. The record is from RefSeq and is a predicted model, not a curated record. Gene Ontology annotation, biological process: regulation of transcription by RNA polymerase II. Gene Ontology annotation, molecular function: DNA binding; DNA-binding transcription factor activity, RNA polymerase II-specific. NCBI's taxonomy places the organism in Eukaryota, Metazoa, Chordata, Actinopteri, Batrachoidiformes, Batrachoididae. Gene Ontology annotation, cellular component: nucleus.
UACUGUGAUUUGCUAACAGCCAUUAAAAGUCGACGAAGAAGAGGCGUGCCCUGGCUACGCGCUGGAGCUGGGAGUGAAGAUGGCGGACGAAGAGGCCGAGCUGGACCGGAGUCCCGAGAACGGCGUCAGUGCAGCGAUCGGAGAGCUCCGAGUUCGGCUGCAGGAGCUGCAGAGGGUCGUUGUUGGAGAGACCGGAGAUCAUCCGGUCCAGGCGUCGGCUGAGUUCUGUCAGGAGUUCUGCACGACGUUGGUGGAGUAUGCGGGGCGUUGGAAGGUUGACGAGGAGCCUCUGGCGCUGGUGGAAGUGUACACUGUGGCUCUGCAGAGUUACGCCCAGGCCUCUCCUUACCUGUCCCUGCAGUGUGAAAACGUCCCCCUGGUGGUGGAACGUCUGUCGCUGAGUUUUGUGGAACUUUUACUCUCACUGAAGGAAAAUGUUCCAGAGGAACUAUGGAAUGAAUUCAAGUCAUGUGUCCAAUUUUCCCACAGCGUGCUGCGUGAGAACAGCAUCACUCAGCUGUCACUGCUCUCUGCUUUGAGCCAGCACAUGGGUGUUUGGACCAACAGUGUCCUGCAAAGCCUUCUGACCGGUGAGAACCUGCAGACACAACAAGUUGAGGAGUUCUUGGGUCUGGAGGGGAUGGUUCUGCUGGAGAUGCGGGUGAAGCAGCUGAUGAAGGAUGAACAGCUGAAGAAGGCUGCACUGCUGGCAAAGGCCUGCCUGGAGUCUGCAGCCUUCCAGGGACAAGGACUUUUCAAGCAGAUGUACCUCGUCUGCCUGUGUGCUACUUCACAACAGGAUCACCUGAUGGAGGAGCUUUCGACGGUGGACUGCCGCGAUGCGUUGGAGAUGAUCUGUAACCUGGAGUCGGAUGGAGACGACAGAGCAGCUUUCAGUUUGUGCUCAGCCUUCCUGUCUCGCCAGCUUCUCCACGCCGACACUUACUGUGCCUGGGAGCUGACUCUGUUUUGGAGCAAGCUGCUGAAGCGGCUGGAACCGUCAGAACAGGCCUUCCUUAGCAGGUGCCGCCAGAUGUCUUUGCUUUCCAAAACUGUCUACCACAACCUCUUCCUCAUCAGGGUCAUCCAAUCAGAGAUUGACAGCAUUGGGCUGCCAGUGUGCAUUGAACUGUGCAUCAGAGCUCUGCAGAUGGAGUCAAACGAUGGGAAUACCAAGGCCACUAUGUGCAAAACUAUUACCUGUUUGCUUCCCAAUGACCUGGAAGUGAAGCGGGCCUGCCAGCUGACGGAGUUCCUGCUGGAGCCCACAGUAGACUCUUACUAUGCCGUGGAGACUCUUUACAAUGAACCUGAUCAAAAACUGGAGGAGGAGAAUAUGCCUAUUACCAAUUCACUACGCUGUGAGCUGCUGCUGGUUCUUAAAACCCAGUGGCCCUUUGACCCGGAAUUCUGGGACUGGAAAACCCUCAAGCGUCAGUGUCUAGCACUAAUGGGUGAGGAGGCUUCAAUAGUGUCAUCCAUUGACUUGCUGAAUGAUACUGAGGACCCUGAUAUCCCUGAGGAGGACCUCUUCAGUCCAGAACGAUAUAAGGACAUCUUGGAACAUUUUGAAACCACCAGUGACCUGAAAGAAGCCAACAUCAAGAAGGAGAAAAACAAAGAAAUAAAGAAACUGAGACAAAAGGGUUUUGUUUCAACCAGGUUUAGAAACUGGCAGGCAUACAUGCAGUACUGCCUGCACUGUGACAAAGAGUUCCUCGGUCACAGGAUUGUACGUCACGCUCAGACUCAUUUCAUAGACGGCGCGUACAGCUGCCCAAUAUGUGCCGGCGCUUUUACCUCAAAAGAGAUGUUGCUUCCUCACGUAGCAUUGCAUGUUAAACAGUCCAGCAAAGAAAGACUGAAUGCAAUGAAAACAAGCAAGCAACUGGCCAACCCCAAAACGGCAGCGCCGCUUUUUCUAGCACUGAAGGCCAAGGCAGAAAAUCAGUUUUAUAAAAAGGUAAACAUUGUUUCUCGGGGGCGUAACAACAUCUCUGCUCACGGCAUUAGGGCCAAAGUCACCGGGUCUGAGGAAAACAUAUGCCCCGUUGGAAACUGCAGAAAGUACUUCAAGUUUUUUAAAAACCUAAUAGCACACAUCAAAGCCCACGGCGACAAUGAGGAAGCGAAAAGUUUCCUUGAAAUGCACUACAAAAAGGUUGUUUGUCAGUACUGCCGCCGUCAGUUCCUCAGUGUCAAUCAUCUGAACGAUCACCUGCAGGUUCACUGCGGCAUCAAACCCUACAUCUGCAUCCAGCUGAACUGCAAGGCAAGCUUUAUGUCCAACACCGAACUCAUUGUCCACAAGAGGGAACACGCCGUUUUCAAGGCCAAGUGCAUCUUUCCUCAUUGUGGAAGGAUUUUUAACGAGGCCUUUAAACUGUAUGACCACGAGGCGCAGCAUUACAAAACCUUUACAUGUCAAAGGGUGGAUUGUGGGAAGGUUUUCCACUCUCAAGCUCAGCUGGAUUUGCAUGAGAAGAGCCAUCAAGCUGAGGAAGAAGCAUCAUCCUCGUCUUCAGGACCGGUGUCCCAAAAUACAGACUCAGGCCCAUCUUUGGUGGCACAAAUGCUUUCUACUGACAUUCCAGUUAAACAGGAGACCCUUGGAGUGUCAAAGAACUGCACUGGUGAAAGUGAAGCUUAUGCAAAUCGUGGCAUGUUGGCAGAGUCUAUCGAGAGUUUGUUGAAAUCGUCACAGAUGGCUGUUGAAAACCCAACACAGCAGGGGGUCACAUGUGAACAACAAACGCCUUCAGUCAGUCAGUCAGCGAAUGUAGAUAGUACCGUUAUUCAGUCUGUGAAGUCCUACUUCCCCGAUCCUUCCAAACCGAGACUGGGUUUCAGCGGUCAUCCUUUAAGCUAUUUAAAACCAGCCCAGCAUAUUCAACCAGUACCUCAGUAUCAAGCAAAUUUAGGUGAAUUAUCACACUCAUGUAGUACUAAUUACUUACAAGGCCAACUGCAAACAUUCCCAAGUAAAGUAAAUAAUGUAUCACUAAGUAACAACACUGACUCCAAAUUGCCGUUGUCCGGACAACAGGCCACAUCUAGUAACGGCUUAAUGGUUGCAUUGGCACAAAACGCCGUAGAUGCGGCAAUGUCACAACUGCUUCCUCCAACAGUUACUCCUUUGAUGCUAAAUGUGAACAGAUCGGAGAAUCCUGUGACCUCCUCUGCGAAUACCGGUCCCCCUCCAGGCCAGAGGGAGCGCUAUCACUGUGCAGUUGAAACCUGUAAACGGCACUACAGCUGCUACCGAAGUGUUGCCAAGCACAUGAAAGCCAGUCAUCCGGAGUUCUAUGAGUCAUGGAAAGUUACUCGCGCUAAAGUCAAGGUGACCUACACUUCACCGUUGAGGACAUCAUUAGUCGGAAACAACACAGAUGUGGUGAAUUCAGCUGAGAACCGACAGGCUAAUAGAGUACCAAUUCCUAGAUUUCAGAGGCAGAAUGUUAUCCAGCCAUCUCCCUACGCAAAUAUUACUGCAAACUAUCCCAUCCUACCAUCCCAGUCAUCUACCCCAAACCAGAAUGCUCAGCUGUUGAUGGAAAAUGUCUUAAAUCCAAUUGUGCUUUCCCAGUUGGGAGGUGACACAAAUCCAUUAAUGGUGGCACAACCUCAGGUUGUCCAAAACCAAAACUGGAACUUAGCCCCUGCAAAAGAACAAAAUCAAAGCUGCGGGUCUUUACAAGUCUAUUCAUCUAAUGUGGAAAAGAUCCCCCAAGUGGACUCUACCACUGGAGCUUUGCUGCCAGAAGUCCCAUCGUGCUCAGUAGUGGGAUCCAGAUUAAACAGACCAGCUGUGUCCCUGCAUCCUCCGCUAAUGGAAAAAAGAGCUCAGUCGGUUCUGCUCUCAUACAUGGACAGGGCAAAAGAAGUUUCAAAACAAACGAAAAGUCUCCAUCCUCUCUAUGCACCCCAGAUCGAAAGCAGUUCAGGUUCCACUCCAAGGCUACAAGAAAAAACAUUUAUCCCAAAUAAGACUCAGUCAGACUUCCCCCCGUCAAAUAAUAUGUGCAAAAAUAGUAGCAGUCCUCCUCCAGCUGAAGCUGUGCUUUCUGAAAAUGAUAAUGAUGAAAAGAUGAAGCGGAACAGAAAAAACAGAAGGACAAAAUGGCCGGCCAUUGUGAAAGACGGCAAAUUUGUUUGUUGUAGGUGUUACAGACAGUUUGAUAGUCCGAAAUCUCUUGGAGGCCAUUUGUCUAAGCGAUCAUCCUGCAAACCAUUUGAAGAGUCUGAGCUGAACACGGAGCUGCCGGCGUCGUUUCUCGACCUGCUCAAUUCAGACCAGACAGUUGGCGUCCUUCAGCCGCCAUUACCUUAUAAUCCGGCUGCGGUUUUUCAGGCGAAACCUUGUCAGCCAGUAACAAGUGGUUCAGUAGUCUCGAAAGAUCCCCCCAUUCCUAAUUACCCCCCAGCUAAUUUACCAUCAUAUGGGAACGGGGAGUCAAGUGACGACAUUCUUAAACAAAUCAUGACUGAAUCCAACAUGUCUGAUCUUUUUGUACAAUCAAAUAUUCAGCAGCAGUUGUUCCAAACCGCGUGCAGUUCCUUUGGGACUGGUGAACGUUUGCCGGGAAACUCGGUCAUACAGCAUACUGAAAAUGUCCAAAUAAAGCCUGGCAACACCUCGUACAGUGCAGGUCAUUACCCUCAGCCAAGUGUUGAUUCUUUUGCCACCAAUGACUUUUCUGACCCACUUCUUAGUCAGAUCCUUACAGAAAACCAGUCCACUGCAUCUGCUGCUAAUGUUCCCACAAACCACAUGUCGCCUGUGGGAAUCCUUGGGGAAGGGUAUUGCUCUGGGUCCAACAUUCAGAUGCCAGAUAAAGAUUCCAACUCAGUGAAGCAGUCACUGAUGCCCAAUACUCGGCUCAGUCCAACAGAAAGUGUCAGUCAGUCCGAGAGCCAGCGAAGAGGCCCUGAACAAGAAAUCAAAAAGAGGCUACGGGAUCAGAUAUUGUCUGGUGACUUUCAACGUAGAAACAACUUAUUUCAUUCGCUUAACAUUGACUCUGAUGGCAGUAUGCCUUUUGCCCCAGUGUGUAGUCCAUCCAAAAACUCUGGGCUACAUCAAAUGUCUGGUGAUGCAAAGACUGAUUUGGCUAGUCUAGCAGACAUUCACAAAAAUGCAGGGGUUUGCUCUUUGUCUUCUGGUGAAACUGAAGGUCUUCAUAAUACACCGAGCUUUACUGAUUUCAGAGAGGCCUCAUCCUCACAGGAGGUACGUAACCCAACUGUCAUAAUGGCACCUGAUGCAGAUGUUGAGCCUACUCAGCUCUCUGCGAGCCAACAGCAGUGGAUGACAGAAGUUCAAAAUGCAUUUGAAAGACUCAAUUUGGUUAGAGAAGUACCGGAUUGUGUGGCGCCGUUUGUGAAACCAAACGAUAUCACCUUACCACCCGUGUCAGGCGCUGCCACAAAGUGCAGGUUACCGAGAUCGUCUUUGUUAGCGACUUCCAGUAAGGCGUUUGUUUGUGAAGCCAAAGGGUGCCCGUUUAGAACCGUAUCGAGCGAGUCGUUCUGGAAACACCUCUCUAAAAGCCACAGCUACACACUUGAAAUGAUAAAUAUCAUUAAAAAGAGGUAUGGUCUCUAUGCACCUUUCAAGUGUGUCAAAUGUAUCAAGGCAUUCACCCGUAACGCAAACCUUCGUGUUCACUACCGGUCAGUUCACAAGUUGUCUACUGAGGAAGUUGCCCUUUUGGAUAAGAAGCGCAAACAAACCAAAACAGACACUUUGGGUGUGAUUCAAAGUCCAUCUGUUAACACCAGUCAGGCUCCAACUCCUCAAACAAGAAUCACAAACCCUUCAGUAGUGAUGAACAGCACGUCUUCAGUCCCGCCACCUGAAAAAGACGUCUGCACGCCCGCUGAGUUCAUUGCCCGUACCAGCAUGGCCAGAAGUUACUUCAAUUUGCAGCCCAACACGGUCAUUCAGUCUUUGCCAGCAGCUUCCACACAGAACCAGACUUUGCCUUCAGUAAACCCUCAGAUGUUUCCAUCACUCUGUCCGUCAGUGAAACCAGGAGUCCGAGCUGUGCCGUGGUCAAGCGGCCCACAGAGGAAGAAGUCCAAAAUGAUCCCACAGUACACCAGUGCUCAAAACACGGGAGCUCAUUUAUCAUGCGGGCCGGUCCCCUUCAUCCAGACCCUCUCAGCGCCGGCUCUGCCCAAUGUGUCUCAUUCCCCAGACAAACCCACAAUGGUUAAACCAGUUCUAGAAUAUCCCAAGAAGAAAAAAGUGAAGAAAUCUGACUUGAGAAAUGACCCGAGCACAUACAGACCGUAUCGCUGUGUGCAUCAAGGCUGCAUGGCGGCCUUCACCGUCCAGCACAAUUUGAUCCUCCAUUACAGAGCUGUUCAUCAGCCUGCUUUGUUGGCACUGGAGGUGAAUAAGGAGCAGGACCAGACAGACGGACCCAGUGACACGAAGAAACAAGAUGAUGAGGACCUGGCAAGAAACGCCCCUCCGGUUUCAGAAUUAAGGUGCCAACACAAAGACUGUUCGCAAGUUUUUCAAGAUGUUUGUAGCCUGUUGCAACAUUGCCUUCAGCUCCAUGAGCUCACACUUAAAAAGCUCGGCAGUUGGUUCUCCGGUGUCAAUUUCAGCAAGCUGGCGUGUGGUUAUCUGGAGUGCACAAAAACAUUCAUCAGUUUCUGGAAGUAUGUGAAACACAUGAAAUCUGAACAUAAAGAUCUAAAGCUUUCCAUCUUAAAUCGCGUGUAUAAGUGCGAACAGGAAGGCUGCAACCACGCCUAUUCCACAAAGUCCAACCUCCUCAGGCAUGCCAUAAAAAAACACCGCAAAAUCUACAAACCAAAAAGUCCAAAAAGGCGAAAAAUGGAAGGACGUGUGAAACCCAACCCCAAGACUUUGGGCUACCAAAUAAAGACCACGAGCAACGGGAAGGAAAACAUCGAGAGCAAUCAAAAGUUGGUACGAAGAGGACGUGACGCCAAGAGGGUCGUUGAGAAGAAGACUAACUGCUGGAUUAGUUCAUUGAAAUCUGAAACAGAAGCUUCUGCGAUGUGCACAAAGCAGUUUGCGUUUCAGUACCCGUGUAUGAUAAAGGACUGUGAUUUGGUUGUACGCACAAAGCGGAGCAUAAUCAAGCAUUACAUGGAGCACGGUGUUCCCGAAGAUUACCUAAAAGAGCAGCGGAGACGCUUCAUACUGUGUAAAUACGUCAAAUCCAGCACCAUCAAAAGUGACGACGCUUCUGAGCUGUCGGACAAUGACCAGGAAGGAAGUGAUAAAGAACCCUCCUCGAAGCCCAUCCUCCGCAGGAGGCCAGCGCCUUCGAUUCCCGCCGAGUUACUGGAUGGCAAACCUUCAAAUGACGAAAGUUCUGAACCUGGUUCCGAUAGCUCCGUGACUGUAAAACGCAAACGAGGCCGUCCACGGAAAGCUGCUGAAAAACCUGUAAAACGUAGAAGAAUGUCGCGGUGGACCAAGAUCGACAUCGAUGACACUAAAGACGAUGAAUCAGAGGCUGCGUCUCCGGCUCUGCCGCCGCAGGAGCCGCGUCAGCCGAGUGCGCCCCUGGCCUCGUUUAAGCCCAUGGGGUUCGAAAUGUCUUUCUUACAGUUUCUGGAACAAUCAAAUAAAGUGGAGAGUUCUCUAGUGAAGAAACUAGAACUGCCGCCAGUAACAAAAAAACCGGCCUCAAAUCAGCACGCCAAAGAAAGUUGUGUCAAGUUCAGCAACCGCCAAAAAUUGAAGUCUCUCAACAAGGUGAAAAUCAUGGUGAAGGGAGUUGCAGCCGGUGUGACGGAGCCCAUGCUGAGACAGCUGCAGGACAUGAAGCCCACAGUGGUUUUAAAACGGAAAUCUCUCCUCCCCAAAAUCUCAGGAGCAGUAUGAUUUUUACUGAAAACACAAAAACCUGCUGCAGACUUUAUGACAUCAGACACUACGGAGCUCCCGCCGUCUGUACUGCAUGUUUUAUUUAAAUAUGAUGACACAUCAGAGUAUGGCCUCCUCGUCCCGCCCCGUGGGACUGACACACGGACUCACACAUAGGUUCAAAUGUUUUGUGUAGUUUGUGAUUUGAAGAUGUCGAUUUUGUGCGCUGUGUAUAUAGUUUUAAAUCGUCCACUGCCACCAGCAGUCUUACUACGAUUAAAUGAACUUGUUUUUUUAAUUAUUAUUGUUGUUAUUAUUACACCCAGUUUUACUUGUAUUUUUAAUGAUUUUUUUUUUUUUUUUUUUUUUCCCCCCCCAAUACUUUCAUGUGCCAUUUUGUUUUGAAGAUUAUCCGGUUGAAGGUUCUGUGGUCUGGAUCCUGAGCACUAGAUGAUUUGUUCAAGCAAGUUUUGAAUUGUUGGAAACAAAUGAACUUCAUACUGUGCUGAUGAUUUAUCAACUUAAAAAGAAAUUGAGUCCUUUCAAUUAAACUGUCCUAUGUA